This is a messenger RNA of Tupaia belangeri chinensis (Chinese tree shrew), 5788 nucleotides long. It is a transcript of the gene PROB1, whose product is annotated as proline rich basic protein 1. NCBI's taxonomy places the organism in Eukaryota, Metazoa, Chordata, Mammalia, Scandentia, Tupaiidae. Gene Ontology annotation, cellular component: nucleoplasm. The record is from RefSeq and is a predicted model, not a curated record.
CUACAGUAACAUCCCACCCCACUCCCAUGCCCUGGUAAAUUUAACUCUCCAGGCUUGGCUAUAGAGCAGCAAGGGCUUUGUGUGUAUGUGUGUGUGUGUGUGUGUGUGUGUGUGAAGCCCUGAUGACAGGCUUCAAAGUGGGGUUCCAGGACCACAGUGAAUCUGGGAAUCAGUUUCUAUCAUGUCACAAGCAUGUUAUACCCAUGAAUCCCAUUUGGACCUUCCUACACUUCCCUCAAAUGGAAGCUCAUCAAAUGAAAGGGGAAAAGACAAUCCAGUGUCUAUUUUUAUGGUGGGGAAAUAGUCUGGGAAGGGGUCACAUUGCUCAAGUUGCACAGGGAGGGCUGGAUGUGACGAACAGACUAGGUUUUCCAAAGCCAUGACUGAGUGUGCCCUAGGAGAUCAUAGGGACACACUUCAGGGACAGCUGAGUCAGUCAAGCUAGCCUCUACUGGGUCACUGUGAGGGGGAGCGCAUGGGAGGGGCCAGUGCUUAGCUCCAGAGCCAGCUGGGGCCUGAGUCAUUGCAGGACCUUGCAGCCACAAGUUUAAGGGCAAGUGAUGUCCAUUGUCAUGAAACAAUGACAGGUGGUAGCUACUUCCCCAUCAGCACCUGUCUUAAGGUUGAAGGGGCUGAAAUGAGGGCCUUGUGAGUACAGAGUUGUUCUUGUCUGAAAGGUGGGGGGGGGGGCGGUUUAGAGGAAACUACAAGCUACCCCAUAGGUUUUAAAGAAACCCCACAUCAGUAUCUAAGGCUUGUUCUGGGUGCUAGGUCAGCUUCCACUUCAGACCUUCCAAUUAGGUCCUGCUGAGUGAUCCAGCCAGGGACAGCACCUUCCCAAGGCCCCAGCACAACUUUUGGAACUGGGGAGAACUCUCAUUUCUUCAAAGUUUGUGGGGGAUGUUUGGGAUCCAGGAUCCCACCUGGUAAACUCUAGUUGGGGCAAGAGGAGAUAGGUGGGGGUGCCCUGUUGUGAUGAGAAGAUACUGACAUUGCUGGAAGGACUGAGUUGCCUGGCCUGAAGGUCUGGGUCCCUGGCUCACAGCCUGAACCCCAUACUGUAGCGCUUGACCUCCAGCAGGUGGAUAGAGUGGGGCCCAGCUCCCGGCUCCAAAGUUGGGUGUACCUUCCCCUUGUCUGCCUGUCAAGCCACCCUGGAGUCCUAGCUCCACCGCUCAGUCCAGUGCCAAAGAGUGUUGGUUCGGCAUGGAGGAUUGGAGGGGUAAGGUCUGCAGCCCCAGUCUCUCCUGCAGCCGUCGCUGCUAGGUCGGGAGUGGACGCGGCUGCUUUAAGGCGCGGUGACCCCACGGCAUCCUCGGGCGGGGCGGGGACAGUGCGGGCGCCACCAGCGGAGGUGAAUGCGAGGGAGGUAGUGCGCGGCGUCUGGCCCCACCAUGCUGACCGCGCUCGCCCCGCCAGCCCUGCCUGGUCUCCCGAGGCGGCUGCCUGCGGCCCCCGCGCGGCGCCAGGAUUCCUCCGGAUCGUCAGGCUCCUACCACACAGCUCCAGGUUCUCCAGAGCCCCCUGCCCCGUGGCCACCCAAGCCCCAGCUGCGCAUGCUGCCGUCGGGGGAGAUGGAAGUCAUCUUCAGCGCCGGGCCCCUGCUCUGCCGCUCCGACGCGGAGGAUCGCGAGGUGCAACAACUCACGGAGCCGGCUUUCAGCAGCCCCUCGCCACCCAGGCCAGCGUCUCCAUCCCCCAUCCCACCGCAGCCCCAGACUCCCGAUGGUGGCUCCCGCUGGGCCACCUACCUGGAGCUACGGGCCCGCGGACCCAGUGAGGCCGUCCCCGCGCAGUUCGAAUGUGUUGAGGUGGCUCUGGAGGAGCGCACGGCGCCCACCAGGCCCCGGACGGUACCCAAGCGUCAGAUCGAGCUGCGCCCUCGGCCCCGGAGUCCUCCGCGGACUACCAGCGCGCCGCGCCCGCGACUGCUCCUGCGCACCGGCUCCCCGGACGAGGCGCUGUUGGGCCGCCUGCAGGACGCCGCGGGCCUGGUGCAGACAGCACUGGCCAGAAAACUGAGCCCUGCCGGCCCACCCACGAGCAGCGCCACCUUCGGGCCCUCAGGGCGGCUGGAACCUGCGACCCAGAAGGCGGCCAGCAGCACACGCGUGGUCCUGGAGGAGGCUAAGGCUCGGCCACCGCGCAUACAAAACGGUUCGGCUCCCAGCAGAGUCCUACGACCGUGGCCUAGUCUCCGCGAGCGCGCGAUUCGGCGCGACAAGCCCGCGCCUGGGACCGAGCCGCUGGGUCCUGUUAGUUCCAGUAUCUUCCUGCAGUCAGAGGAGAAGCUUCAGGAGGCGCGCAACCAGGAACCCAAGACCCGGUUCCCGCGGGAGACUCUGGAUCGAAUCGUCCAAAGGGCACAGAGUCCACCUUUAAAAUCUCGGACCCCCGGGGAGAUUCCGAGUCCAACUGUGAGGCCCAGGAGCCCGUCACCGCUGUGGCAGGCUCCAAAUGAGGCUGUGCGGGGUCCUCGCUGCCCGUCCCCCCACAACCUGCCCUCGUGGGAUAGGACUGUUCCGAGGGGGAGUAGUUCGUCGUUCCCGGAAGCAUCCUCCGUGUGGGAAAACCAGAAUCCCGUCGUCGAGGAAACCGUCAGCCGGAGGAGCCCUUCCCCUCCGACCUUUGCCCAGUGGAAUAAGGGCGUCGUCAGGGCCAGGAGCCCAUCCCCCGAAGCUCCUGGCCUCUGGGAGGUCCCCAGUCGGGCAAUCAGAAGUGCGGCAAAGCCGGGUAGGAGCCCUUCCCCGUCACCUUUGUUACCUUGGGAGGCUCCAAAUAGUCUUACUGGGACGCGGAGCCCAUCGCCUCAAGUGCAGUGGGAUCCAGUGGUGCAGGGUUCAACCACAGUAUUUACGCGGGAAGCUCUGAAUGGCCUAGCUCAGGAGGAGCUGGUACCGUCUACACCAUCCACACCCGGAACUGCGGAACUAACAGAGGCGCAGAAUCUACCCACGCGGGAGAUCCCGGAACUUGCCUUCCGAGGCAGUCAGCCGUCGCCAGAGGUGGCUGCACCCGAGCCGCCCCGCAAUCACCUCGUGAGUACCCUAGACGCCGAGGCGCACCCGGAGGCCUUGGGCCCUGGAGAAGCGGGCUCCGAGCGCCCGCGCGUGGCUAUUCCGCGGCCCCGAGAUGUGCGCAAGAUCGUGAAGACUACGUACGCGCCAAGCUUCCCCGCGGGGGCCGGGGUCCCACGGCUGCCUGCGCCCGCUGGGGACUCCUGCUGGGAAGAGGGCGGCGCGCCCAAGACGCAGGAGCUUCCGGCGCUGGGGUCCCCCGCCCCAGCUCACUACACUUCCGUUUUUCUCAAGGACUUUCUGACGGUCGUGCCGCACCCCUACGAGCCCCCAGAGCCAUCUCUCGACAAGGUUCCCCGGGACGCCUCGCAGCCUAACGGGGUGCCGCGGCGGAGGGCAGAGAACAGCACCGCGAAACCCUUCGCGCGCUCUGAGAUCCGCUUGCCUGGUGCCCUGACCCUGGGCUAUCGGCCGGAGGGAGUCCCGGGAGGCCACGUGCGCGGCCGGGCUGCAGAGAACCGGGAUGCCGAGGCCCAGCGCCUCGUUCCAGACAGCGAGAGUCGGACCAGCCCUCUAGGCGGCGCUCGCACCUCACCCCAGCUGUCCCCGGUAGGGCCGCCCCGCCCCAGCUCCCCUCAGGCGCACCCCAACUCGAGCUCAGCCUCGGCGCCUCCCAUCGACCAGUGUCCUCAAGGAGCUCCCCACGGGGUGCGCAGGCCUCCCGGAGUCGCGCACCCGGGGAAGGUUCUGGUGGACCCGGAGAGCGGUCGCUACUACUUUGUGGAGGCGCCGCGGCAGCCCCGGCUGCGGCUGCUCUUCGACCCCGAGAGCGGGCAGUACGUGGAGGUGCUGCUCCCGCCCUCGUCCCCGGGGCCGCCCCGCCGCCUCUACGCCCCUGUGGCCCUGGGGGCCGGCCUCUACCCGCCCGCCUACGGGCCUAUCCCUAGCCUCUCACUGCCGCCGUCCCCGGGCCCACCGGCCCUAGGCAGCCCCCAGCUAGCCUGGGCCUCCGAGGCGGGGCCCCUGGACGGCAUGUACUACUUGCCGGUGAGCGGGACCCCCAGCCCGGCUGCUCCUCUGCUCCUCUGCGCCCCGCCUGCCAGCUCAGUUCCCGCGCAGCCGGGCAAGGCCUCCUUGCUCCCCUUGUGAGGCCCCAGCGCCUGACCCCCAUGGAGUUGAGGCUCGAUGCUGAGUGCAGGGCCUGGCAUCCAGUCUCCUGUCCUCUCUGCUCACCUUUCUUUGGCCCAGUCUCGCCAGUCCUCAAACCGGAAGUGACUUUCAGAGACUGAGACCCUGGGGCUGAUGGAGUUGGAGCUCAGGAAGUGGCUGCCUCCUUCCUUUCCCAAGAAAAUUGUAUAUCCCUUUCCCAACCAUUCCCAGGGUGUGGCGUGUACGUGUGUGCGCGUUUGUGUGUGGUUGCGGGUGUAUGCAGGCAGCAGAUAAGUAAACUUAAGGAGUUCCAGGGCUUCUCCCUAGGAGCAGACCUGAGGAGGUAUGGGGGUUCCCCGGGGGCAACAAGCUCUCGGUCCUUCCCAGAAGACAGGCUGGGAAAGGGCCCUGGUUAACAAAUCUGUUCUUUGGAAAAGGAGCUGAGACAUGGCCUGGGCAGCUGUGGGGCAAGAGGCCAGUGCAGCUCCCAGGCCUGGCUGGGUUUGAGAAAGCAAGCUGUGGGGACUGCAAGUGAAGGUGGAGCAAGGAUGUAAGGGAGGGAAGGGAUAUGGAGGGUCAUCCUGGUUUGGGGGAGAGAGGACCCAGAGAGGUGAGCCAGGCAACUGGUCUUUGGCUGGGAGCCUGGCUCCUCAUUCCUCCCUCAAUCCCAGCCUCUGACUAGGCUUAUCUGAGCCCUCAGAGCUGAGCUGGCUCUAGGCAGAGGCCAGGGGUGGAGGCUUCAGCCACUCCCAUGCAGGUGGGGAUUGGGUGAAAUGAGUCAUCGAGAAGGAUACAGGGAAGAGGGAGGUGCUUGGGCAGUUGUCUCAGAGGACCCUCCUGGACCCUCUGGGUGGCUGGAGGGUGUCAGGACCAGAAUAUCAAGGAUACUCCUGUGUGGGGUAGGCUAGAGGGACCUGAAGCUCUCUCAGCUGGGUCACUCCAGAUGUGGCAACAAUGCCCAGAGAGGGCUGGUCCCAUAGGCUGGACCCAGCCCAGGAAGGGACAGGAUCCAGAGCUGGUGUUCCAAUAGAUCUGAGAUUCCUGAAGCCUCUGAGGGGGCUGAGGGAGAUGAGGGAGGACCUGCAUGAGGCGGGAGGUGGUCUGCGUGGGCAUCUGUGUGUGGUUUUGAGCCUGAAACGCCUGGGCUUUGUCAGACUGGUGUGUGAUGGGAUGAGUUUGAGAAGGGAUGAUUCCCACCAGAAGCAAUGUCGGGUGGGAAUUGAUUCCUAUGGGUGGGCCCAGGUCCUGUGGUGUCUCUGCCCCCCCUUCCCCUGGACCAGAAGCUGACUAGGAGAACUGUAAGAAUAACUUGGACAUCUUGGCCAGAGAUGCCAUUUCCAUGGCACGGAGGGCCCUAGAGCCCCCAGGCACCUCACCUCACCCUAGUGUGCAAUAAAUUGCUGACCUGCAGAGCCACAACUGGUGUGAGGUGUCUACUUUCCUGCAGCUGCCUCUUAACACACUCCGCAAUGCCUUCCAUGCCCAGGUAUGGCCUGGGUAGAAGGGACACUAGGGCUAGGGAAGGAGACCAGGCAUAUCUGUCACACACUGUGGUGUCCCCACCUCAGUGAGCUUGCCUCCCAGGAAAGGAGCGGCCAGGGGCUUUAGGGUCAAUCAGUCUU